Molecule: messenger RNA, 346 nt
Organism: Serpula lacrymans var. lacrymans S7.9
Lineage: Eukaryota; Fungi; Basidiomycota; Agaricomycetes; Boletales; Serpulaceae
Exons: 1
Coding region: 6-170 (54 amino acids)
Source: RefSeq, a predicted model, not a curated record
ACUCAAUGAUCUCGCUGCUCCUCUAUAAUUGCCAAUGUUAUCUCAUCCUCCUUCCUUUUUGGACAUGGGUACCAUUCCUUCGUCAGUCAGCCCCAUCAGAAGAACUCGUCAGGGCCCGAAAGGCGUUCGGUAGCUCGGCCCUGUGCGCUGUCUACACUGUACCGGCGUGAGUGAUAGACGGGCCCGGCCUAUGUAUAACGAACAGUGUGUGAGUGUUUUCUCGUCCAUUGUGUUCUCUCCGCAUUCGCUAUGCCGUGAUGAAUGCUCCCGUGAUAGCCCCUCCCUCAACGGGAUGUUCUCCGCGCCACCAUCAGACGGACUAUACUCGAUCGACCGAGCUCUCUUU